UAAAAGACAAUCUUGACUGAACAAAUGCCAGCAAAGGCAUGACGUCACCAGGCAAAAAUGAAAAGAAGUAAUCAAAACAACGUUAGAAACACCACCGUGAACAUGCACAUGAUGUAUAUAAAGAUGUUUCAUGAGCUGAGAUUUUCAUCAAAUAUUUACUAUUUCUUCAUCUCCCAAAAUUCAUCAAAUAAUGAAGAGACCAGCACAACUUGUGUUCAUCCCAGCCCCAGGCGUUGGUCACAUCGUGUCAACGGUCGAGAUCGCGAAACAACUCGUUGCUCGAGAUGACCAGCUCUUCAUCACCAUCCUCAUCAUGAAGCUCCCCUUCGACAAGCUCUUCACCAAUACAGACCCUUCAAUCUCACACCGCAUCAGCUUCGUCAACCUUCCGGAGUCACACAUCGACACACAGGGCCUUGCCUUCACCUCCUUCAUCAAAACAUUCGUCCAAGGCCACAAAACCCACGUCAAAGACGCCGUCACAAAGUUACUCUCUGAGUCCGCUCAGGCCGAGCUUGCCGGGUUUGUCAUCGACAUGUUCUGCACCCCCAUGAUCAACGUGGCGGACGAAUUCCAGAUUCCUUCCUACGUCUUCUUCACCUCCGGCGCAGCCACUCUAGGGUUCUGGUUCCACCUCCAGUCACUUCAUGAUGAGCAGGGGAAGGACGUUGCUGAGAUAAUUGGGUGGGAAUCUGAGUCGAUCGUCCCGAGUUUCAUCAACCCCGUGCCCGCUGGAGUCUGGCCGAGAGUGACGCGAACGAAGGAAGGCGCUACAGACUUCAUCGAUUUUGCAGCGAGGUUUAGACAAACCAAGGGUAUUUUGAUAAACACUUUCAGGGAGCUGGAACCACAUGCUCUUCGUUCUCUUUCUGAUGGUAAAUUCCCACCGGUGUACCCUGUGGGGCCCCUGUUGAAUAUGAAGAGUGAUGAUGGCCACGUUGGCUCGGACCAGUCCAUUCAGAAGUCUGAUAUCUUGGAGUGGCUUGAUGAUCAGCCUCCUUCCUCGGUGGUGUUCCUGUGCUUUGGGAGCAUGGGAAGCUUUAGUGAGGCGCAGGUGAAGGAGAUAGCGUGUGCGCUGGAGCAAAGCGGGCAGCGGUUCUUGUGGUCCCUACGGAAACCCGAGCCAAAAGGCAAGAUGGGGAUGCCGACCGAUUAUGCGGAUGUCAAGGGAGUCUUGCCUGAAGGGUUUCUUGAUCGGACGGCUGGGAUAGGGAAGGUCAUAGGAUGGGCUCCACAAGUGGCCAUUUUGGCCCACCCGGGGGUCGGAGGGUUUGUGUCCCAUUGUGGGUGGAAUUCUACGCUGGAGAGCAUAUGGUGUGGUGUGCCGGUUGCCACGUGGCCAUUGUACGCAGAACAACAACUAAAUGCGUUUGAGCUGGUUAAGGAGUUGGGAUUGGGUGUGGAAAUUAAGGUAGAUUAUAAUCAGGACAGUGAAGUGGUGGUGAGUGCAGAGGAGAUAGAGAGAGGGAUAAGGCAAGUGAUGGAGAAGGACAGUGAUUUAAGAGCGAGGGUGAAGGAAAUUAGUGAAAAGAGCAAGAAGGCUUUGUCGGAUGGUGGUUCUUCAUAUUCUUCCUUGGGACGUUUUCUUGACCAGAUUUAAGUUUAGAUUCGUUAAAGCUCAAGAUGAUGCAUAGAAACCACAGUUGUUAAUUUUCAUAGGAGAUUUGAUGAGCAAAUAUUUUCUCCGUUUGUUUUACGUAUCGUAGUUCCUAAUAAUGAAGUGUUUUCUGUUAUGUGAUUGGCCCCUUUU
Prunus persica (peach) is the source of this 1750-nucleotide messenger RNA. RefSeq names its product UDP-glycosyltransferase 71A16. NCBI's taxonomy places the organism in Eukaryota, Viridiplantae, Streptophyta, Magnoliopsida, Rosales, Rosaceae. Bases 191 to 1600 code for a protein of 469 amino acids. The record is from RefSeq and is a predicted model, not a curated record. The transcript has a single exon. Gene Ontology annotation, molecular function: UDP-glycosyltransferase activity.